Molecule: messenger RNA, 984 nt
Organism: Symbiodinium sp. CCMP2592
Lineage: Eukaryota; Dinophyceae; Suessiales; Symbiodiniaceae
Source: the annotation of a GenBank genome assembly
AUGGCCUCGUGGGAUGCUGCAGAGCGGAGCGAUGAGGACGGCCACGAGUCCUCCGACACUCGCGAGCAUGGCGAGGAUAGAUUCGACCUCGACCAUGCCGUCUCGGCGCCAUUUGCACCGCUGCGAGAGGUCACGCGCAGAGACAGCCACUUCCUGGUGCAGCAAAGAGGCAAGAUCAAGCGCAUCCUGGACCGCGACGCGGGCGAGUCCCAGAGCACCCGGGUGUACUGGGUGCGGAAGAAGCGGAAGAUCUAUGCUAUGUUUUUCUAUGACUUCUUCCACACUAUACUUCAAGUGCCCGUUCUUGGAGUCUACCCGAUGGUCUUCAUCUCUUACGCACUCUGCCACCUGCUCUUUGCGAUUAUGUGGUGGAGCAUUUCCGACAGCUGCGCAAUCGGGCUAUCGGGUCUCAUGUCGGCGUUCUACUUCUCCGUCGAGACGCAGAUGACCAUCGGUUAUGGGGCUCCGGCGGAGAACUUCGCUGGCUGCCCGGAAGCGGUACUUUUGCUGCCGUUGCAGGUCGUCUGCGGGCAGAUGCUGGAUGCAGCUGUGAUUGGCAUCGUUUUUGCACAGAUUUCAGCGGCCAGCGCACACGCAGCGAGCGUGAUGUUCAGUGACACGGCACUUCUGAGAGUUGUAGACGGCUGCGUGCAGCUGACGUUCAGGAUCGCGAAGAGGACUGGCUUCAGUUUGUCGCAAGGGAAGAUCCAAGUUUACUGCAUUCAGCACCACAAGGACCCUUCUCAACCACGCGGCGUGCGUGUGGAGGUGAAUGCGAUGCACCUCAUUGAGCCGGACAUGGACAUGUAUAACGGAGUGAUCUUCCUGGGCCUCCCCGCGGAAGUCAGCCACAAGGUGGAUUUCAACAGCCCCUUGGCACCCGUGGUCCCGGCCGGCACCAGCGGGUAUCCUUCCGAGCUGGACGUGCGGACGUACCUGAAGUCGUCGAAAUACUUGGAGAUUCUGGUGUUGGCUGGAGCCUGA